AAGACCUGUGCAAGUGCGUCAUCGCUCCACAGAGGCGCGCAGUAAGCACAGAGAUAUAGCAACAACAGAGAUAGCACAUCUGCCCGUACAGGGUCUGUCUCAAUCAAUACUUCCACCCUGCAUAACAAUCGGUCAACAUCGGCCAGCUGCUCCCUGGCUUGCACACAGUACUUCGCUCACACGCGUUCAAACCCUCGAAUUAACGAGGCUGGAGAUUCAACGGGGCACGGCAUCCUUUCCACGUCCCGGCAUUAGCGUCAUGUUCGAUAGGCGACCAGGUGGAUUAAGGGUGGGCAGACCCCCAUGACCAGUCGAUAGCUCUUCCAGUUUCGCAUCUUCCAGACCUAAACAUUAGUUCUACGUCUCGAUACACUAUUCAACGUUAUCCUGCCCAUAUGCUGAGGUCAAAAUAGCUUCGCUAUGGCUACGACGAAAAACAUAACGAGCGGCAAUAACGUGGACGCUACUAGCGAGAAAGAGACAUGUCAGGACAUGGACGUCGAGAAAGAUGGACCGCGAGCCAACCUGGAACGUCAGCCUUCUGAACCCCCCUACUCUGUCUUUAGCAAAGGCAUGAAGGCAUGGAUCAUCCUACUUGUUUCGAUCUCCGCUCUAAUAUCGCCGUUUGGCGCGUCUAUGUUCCUUCCAGCACUCAAUGUGCUUUCCAAUGUGUUGAACAUUACACCUACACAGGUCAACAUCUCAAUCACGACAUACAUGGUCGCCCAAGCUAUAGCUCCUGCUUUCCUCGGAACUCUAUCGGACAACAGUGGACGGAGAUUGACUUUCAUCAUAUGCUUCGUGAUCUACAGCAUCGGCAACAUCGGCCUCGCACUUCAAACGAACUACAUUGCACUUCUCAUUCUGCGUAUGGUACAAGCCGUGGGAGGCACAGCUGCUAUUGCAUUGACAAUGGCGGUUGUUGCGGAUAUCUCUACAUCGGCUGAGCGAGGAACUUACAUGGGUUAUGCACAAGCUGGUGUAUUGAUGGGCCCUGCUUUCGGUCCGACAAUAGGUGGGCUGCUGGCACAAUAUUUGGGCUGGCGAUCUAUCUUCUGGUUUCUGGCCAUCUUCUCUGGAGUACUGCUCAUAAUAUUCGUAUUCUUUUUCCCUGAGACUUGCCGAAAAGUCGUUGGCAAUGGCUCUAUACCUCCUCAGGGCGUCAACCGCUCCGUCAUUAGCUGCAUACAAGCGCGUAAGCUCGCUAAGCUGUCGCCCAACGAGAGCACAACCAAACCAGAAAAGACGAAAGUCGCCUGGCCAAAUCCGCUUGCAACGUUCCGCAUCUUAGCUGAAAAGGAGUCGGGAAUCAUCCUACUCUACAAUGGCCUCUUCUUCACUGGUCAAAUGGUUACGAUCUCUGCCAUCCCAGAACUGUUCUACGCUGCGUAUGGCCUUGAUGAAUUGCAUAUCGGUCUUUGCUACAUCUCGAAUGGUGUAGCUUCUCUGAUUGCCUCACUCACUCUGGGUCGAGUUGUUGAUUGGAACUUCAGACGCUAUGCUAAAGCUGUUGGUAUGACUAUAUCCAAAGGCAAACAGCAAGACCUCACCAACUUUCCCAUCGAGCGCGUUCGUCUACAGAUUCUGAUUCCAUGCCACAUCAUUGGUAUGAUCGGAGUGCUUAUCUUCGGCUGGACACUCAAAUAUCGAACACACAUCGUUGGCCCGGAAGUUGCCCUAUUCAUCAUGGGCUUUGGUGUGACUGGUGCAUUUAAUAUCACCAAUGGUUUGCUCCUCGAUCUCCAUCGUGAUAAACCCGCAGCUGCGACAGCAGCGGUCAACUUUGCCAGGUGUAUGAUGAGUGCUGGUGGCUCGGCGGCAAUUAUCCCAAUGUGCCAUGCUAUGAACCCGGGAUGGGCGUUUACGUUCAUAGCGCUGGUGAUGGCUGUAUUGCUUGGGGUCGUCAUUUGGAUCAUGAAAUAUGGAAUGAAGUGGAGACAAGAGUUAGCAGAAAAGACAAGGCUGAAGAGAGAAGAGAAGGAGAAAAAGGCAGAUCAAGAGAAGGUUACAACAAGGCAUCACUAAUCUAUUUUAUCAAGCUUUUCAUGAAUAC
This is a messenger RNA of Alternaria alternata, 2053 nucleotides long. RefSeq names its product MFS general substrate transporter. The record is from RefSeq and is a predicted model, not a curated record. The transcript has 2 exons. Gene Ontology annotation, biological process: transmembrane transport. NCBI's taxonomy places the organism in Eukaryota, Fungi, Ascomycota, Dothideomycetes, Pleosporales, Pleosporaceae. The coding region runs from base 421 to 2025 and encodes 534 amino acids. Gene Ontology annotation, molecular function: transmembrane transporter activity.